AUGGCGUUUAGAAAUCCCAUGUACCAAUUGUCCAAUGUGGAUGAUAUAGACAGCGAAGUCUUGAAUUCGAGAUUUUCGUCAGAAGCGAAAGAUGACGGAUUAGCUCGCCGGCGCACAACAUUAGCUGUGUGUGCUACGAAGAAAGAUCUUUACUUGUACGGCACUACCCCAGCGGCUCACAAGCGUCAGAGGCGUCGUCAUGUUCCGCGUUGGAUUAGUGACAGUUUUCGAACGUGUUUGCCCAGCCCAUCCGGCAAAUGGAAGGAACAGACGGCAAAUGAAGGGGAGGGUCGUGUCAGAAAUUCAUGGCUUGCGGCUUGUGAUGAGCGAAUUGGCAUCGCUGAACCAACGAAUUACUGGCAUGGAAUCGUUCGUACAGAAGACGAUAGCUCUAAAACGCUGUAUCUGAUACCGGAAACCUGGGAGGAUGUUCACUUAAAAGAAGGAUUUGUUGCUAUUAUUGAUUUGGCAGCUGAAAGAUUACAGUGCACAAAACUAAUUCUUAUUGUGGAUAAAAACUUGCCUACAUUACCUUAUCUUGUCAAAAGUCUACAUUGGGUAGGCUUCGAACCCAUUCCUCAUUUGGGCUGCGUUGAUCAUGCACUUUUUGGAAUGGAACUUUAG
Molecule: messenger RNA, 624 nt
Organism: Schizosaccharomyces cryophilus OY26
Lineage: Eukaryota; Fungi; Ascomycota; Schizosaccharomycetes; Schizosaccharomycetales; Schizosaccharomycetaceae
Exons: 4
Coding region: 1-624 (207 amino acids)
Biological process (GO): positive regulation of protein catabolic process
Cellular component (GO): cytoplasm; nucleus
Molecular function (GO): ornithine decarboxylase inhibitor activity
Source: RefSeq, a predicted model, not a curated record